UUUAUUACAUUCGAUAAAAAUUACAAAUGCAACGAUGGAUUCGUUAUAUCUUUUACAUGAUCUGUAUACCAAUCGGAAACAAUCAAUAUCCUUACAAUUACAACAAAAAGCACUCGAUGCGUAUAAUCGUUUUUUUAAAAAUACUAAAACUAAUGAAUUGGUUAAGAUAAUUAAUGAAUAUAAUUCAAAAAAAUUUGAUAAUUACGAAAAAUUACAAAAAUUACGAGCAAAAUUACAAUCGGCAGUAUUCAAAAAUCAAGAUAAGCACUUAUUUGAAUAUGCAAAAGAAUUAUAUGAAACAGCAGAAGAUGGGAAAUAUAAAUUGUUUUUGGAAAGAUGUAUAAAUUUAUAUAAAAUUAAUGAAGGUUUUUCUGAGCAAAAGCGUCUAGCAAUUAAAGCUGUGGGGGAAAAAUUAAACAUGCCAUUCCAAGGUGAAAUUCAAAAUGAAUCAAACUUGAUGGAACCAACUUCAAAUAAGCCAGUAUUAACUGAACUGGAUAUUCCAUUAUCUGGUGAUGAACAAUUUAUACAUAGUGAACAUAUAAGGAAAUUUUUUGACGUACUUAACGCCAAUGUAUUCAUAAGAAAGGAACAAAACAAGAAAUUUUUGCACAUAACAGUAAAUGAUGCAUAUCGUAAAGAUAUUUACGAGUAUCUUGAAAAAUUUGUUGGUAUAAUACAAAAAGUAACGAAUGCUAUUACAACUGAUUCAGUUACAACUGAACCAACAAACACUGAACCAUCUUUCCCUACAACUGAAUCAAAUACAUUUGAUUCAAUUCAAACCGAAUCAAUUAUAUUGACUGAACCACUGUUUUCUACAAAUGAAUCAAAUACAGUGGAACAAAUUCAAACUGGAACACUUUCCUAUGCAAAUGAAUCAAAUACAAAUGAAUUACUCAUUCCUGCAACUGAAUGUAUGGAAUUAUUUGAUACCAAUACUGAUAAAGAAAAUUCAAAAACAAAACGAUCAGCAAAAAGACGAAAAUCAAAACGAUUUGCAAAAAGACGAAAAUCAAAACGAUUGACAAAAAUACAAAAAUCAAAACGAUUAGCAGAACAACACCAAGUUUCCAAUACUGAUGAUCAAAUCAAUACUGAUGAAGAAAAUUCAAAAUCAAAACGAAAACACCAAGAUUCCAAUACUGAUGAAGAUGCUACUGAAUCACUUUUCCCAACAAUUGAACUAUUUGAAUUGGAUAUUCCAUUAACUAGAGAUGAAGUAAAACAUAAAUUCACAAAGAAUUUAAUGAAAUUUCUCGUUAGCAAAUGUAACGCCAAUGUUUUUAUAAAAAAUGGUAUUGCAGUAAGCUUUUUACAUAUUACAGCAAAUUGUGUAUAUCGUAGCUAUAUCGAAGAACAUCUUGAAGGAUUUCUUAACGUUCGAGAUCAUCUUGAAACUGCCCAAAAAAUUCGUGAUGAUUACCCGUUAAUUCAAGAGAUAAGCCAAUUAGAGGAUUCUUCUCAAUUAUAUCAAACUUAUAAUAGUUUAUUGGCUGAUGAAAGUGAAUCGCAUCCUGAAGUUUUGCAAGUUAGGAAAAAAAUGAAUGUGUUUCAUUAUUUACAUUGCAGUGACUUCACAAAUGAAAAUCUAAAUUCGAUAAAUCUGUUUCACGAUCUUUAUACUUUUAAAAGUACAUUUAUGUCGUCAAACUUUGAGAAAGAAGUAGACGAUGCAUAUCGUUUAAUUUUCUAUAAUAUCGAAAUCACCAAUGAGGAUUCAAAAUUAGAACCACAAGCAAAAAAACGAAAACAACAAGAUUACAAUACUGAUGAAUCAAAUACAGUCGAUCUGACUCAAAAUGAAUUAAUUCAAAUUGAAUCACAUUAUUCUGCAACUGAAACAAAUACAGUUGAGUCCAUUCAAACUGAAUCACUUUCCCCCGUAACUGAAUCAAACAUAGUUUCUACAACGGAUAAUAUGGAAGUAUUUGAUUUGGAUAUUCUGUUAUCUAAAGAUGAGGAAGAACUUAUAUCCAAAGAAAUGAAAAAACUCGUUGAAAGAUUUAACGCCAUUAUAUCCAUAAAAAAUGGCUUAGCAGUGAUAUUAUUACAUAUUACAGCAAAUAAAAGUUACAGUAAAGAUAUCAAAGAUUUUCUUCAAAAAUUUUUUAACAUAAGAGAUUAUUCAGAAAGACAGGAAAUAAUUAAAUGUGAUUAUCCAUUAAUAGGGGAAAUGAUAGAAGAAAUGAGUCAUUAUGAGGAUCCCUUAUCUUUGUAUCAAGCUUAUAAUAGUUUAUUAGCUGAAAAACCUGAAGAUCCUGAAAUUAAAAAAAAAAUGAGUGUAUUUCGUUACUUUCAUUGCAAAGAAUUCACAAAUGAAAAACUAAAACCAGACAUACUUGCAAAUGAGAAAAAACGAAAACACCAAGAUUGCAGUACUGAUAAAUCUAUUAUUGAAAGAAAAUCAGAACGAUUACCAAAAAAACAAAAACUCCAAGAUUGCUAUACCAAUGAACAUAAAAUUGAAACAAGUACAGUGGAUCCAAUUCAAACCGAACGUCUUUGCCCCGAAACUGGUAUAAAUACAUUUGAGUUAAUUCAAACUGAACCACUUUUUCCUACAAUUGAAUCGAAUACAGCUGAGUCGAUUAAAAUUGAACCUAUUUUCCCAGCAGCUGAAUUGAAUAAUGAAUUAAUUCAAAUUGAACCACGUUUCUCUGCUAAAGAAUCAUUAUAG
Molecule: messenger RNA, 2680 nt
Organism: Chrysoperla carnea
Lineage: Eukaryota; Metazoa; Arthropoda; Insecta; Neuroptera; Chrysopidae
Exons: 4
Coding region: 35-2680 (881 amino acids)
Source: RefSeq, a predicted model, not a curated record